AUGAGCCCCGGGGUGACUGCACACGCGCUCGAUGAACUGAGCUCGGAAGAGAUCUCUCAGUUAGCUCGGGUCGUUCGAGACAAUUUCUCGAAUUCAAUUCGAACCACCGGGAAAGGAGUAACGAACUCUUCGUUAAAAGAAGAGGAAGGGGACCCAGAGAAGAUGAUGUUGUUCAAUUAUAUUACGCUCGCGGAACCAACAAGAGAAGAGUUAUCUGCAAAUUGCGGUGAUGGUGAUGCUGUUCAUGAAAGGCGAGGCGAGGUCAUGAUCAUCGUUCCAUGGACCGGUGAAGCCUAUAAGUAUGUAAUCGCCGUGAAGAGCUUGGAAGUCGUGAAGGUCGAACGAGUGAAAAAGGGGCAGCAGCCAUUGAUAACGCCGGAUGAUUGCUUGGAAGCGGAAAGGAUAUGUAAGAACGAUGAGAAAGUGAAAGCGAUGAUGAAGGAGCGAUAUGGAAUAGAGGAUUUGACUAUGCUUGUUUGCGAUCCUUGGUCCGUGCACGUUACGGAACCGGGUAUGGAGCCGUUGGAUUGGCGAAAAGAUGACGGCGAGAUUCCGGCGAGAUUGGUGCAAACGUUUUUGUAUUGGAGAGAUGAUGAUUUGGAUGAUAAUCAAUACGCGCAUCCGAUCGAUUUAUUGCCAGUCGUUGAUUUGAAUGCCGGGAAAGUCGUGGAUAUUACUUGUCAAGACGUCCCCAGAGAGAUUCCAAUGAAGUCUGUUAACUACCAUCGCGAAAAGUUAAAGAGUAAUUCGUAUCUCGCAAACGUUUGGCGCGAUGCUAUGAAACCGUUGGAAAUCGUACAACCUGAAGGGGCCGCGUUCGAAGUCGAUGGCCGUCUCGUCAAAUGGGAUAAAUGGACGCUCAGAGUUGGUUUCAAUUACAGAGAAGGCUUAGUCUUACACGACGUUAAGUACGACAAUCGUCCGAUAUUACAUCGCGCGAGUUUAGUCGAAAUGGCGGUUCCUUAUGCCGAUCCGAAUCCGCCGUAUACGAGAAAAUGUGCGUUUGAUGUUGGCGACUACGGUUUAGGCUAUUGCACAGAUUCUUUAGAACUCGGAUGCGAUUGUUUGGGAAAUAUUCAUUACUUCGAUGCGACGUUGGCGAACUCGAAAGGAGAACCGUACGUCAUUAAAAAAGCCGUAUGCAUGCACGAAGAAGACCACGGGUUAUUAUGGAAGCACGUUGAAUAUAGGACCGGUCACUCCGAGGCAAGGCGCUCACGAAGACUCGUUCUGAGUUUUAUCGCCACCGUUGUGAAUUAUGAGUAUUUGUUUUACUAUUACUUUCAACAAGACGGCACGAUUGAAUUUGAGAUCAAAUUGACAGGCGAAUUAUCAACGAAUGCAAUAUCGGCUGGUGAAAGCAACGAUGAUCCAACGCAUGGCGUUCUCGUCGCACCGGGUGUGAACUCACAAAUCCACCAGCACAUGUUUUGCGCGAGAUUAGAUGUCGCCAUUGAUGGCAAUGAAAACGAAGUCUCCGAAAUCGACAUUUGUUCCGAUACAUCAACAGGUUCGUGUCAAAACGUGUUCGGUCCAGUGACAACGCCGCUCGUCACGGAACUUCAAGCCAGGCGCGUAUGCGAUUCGACAAAAGCGCGAGUGUGGAAAAUAUCAAACCCGUCGUCCUUAAAUCCAGUGACGAAGAAGCCGGUUUCUUAUAAAUUGAUCCCGUUCACUAGGGGACCGGCAAUGCCAACGUUAUUGACAGGUCCAGAGUGUGCGGUUACAAAAAAAGGUGAAUUCGCGACGAAGAACUUAUGGGUCACGCCAUAUAAUUGGCCAAACGAAAGAUGGCCAGCUGGUGAAUUCACAGUCCAAGGCGCGCUCGGCGAAGGCUUACCAGAAUGGACAAAAGACGACCGCGAUAUUUCAUCGGGGGAGCUCGUCAUUUGGCACGCGUUCGGUGUCGUGCAUAUUCCUCGACCGGAAGAUUUUCCGGUCAUGCCCGUCGAACAUACAGGGUUCUCGCUUAAACCGGAUGGAUUUUUCGCAGGAAACCCAACGAUCGAUUUACCGCCACCGAAAUCUGGCAAGAGUACGUGUUGCUCGACGAAGUUGUAA
This is a messenger RNA of Bathycoccus prasinos, 2061 nucleotides long. Its product is annotated as copper amine oxidase. Gene Ontology annotation, biological process: amine metabolic process. The record is from RefSeq and is a predicted model, not a curated record. The coding region runs from base 1 to 2061 and encodes 686 amino acids. Lineage: Eukaryota; Viridiplantae; Chlorophyta; Mamiellophyceae; Mamiellales; Bathycoccaceae. The transcript has a single exon. Gene Ontology annotation, molecular function: primary methylamine oxidase activity; copper ion binding; quinone binding.